AUGUCAUUGGCUCACUUGCUAAGCUGCAUGCUAGCUGCAUAUGUCUUUAUAAUCUUAACAAUAAUCAUUCUCAAUAUUAUUUAUAACAAUUAAAAUUACUCUACAAAUUAAUAUGGCCGAAAAUCAAAAUUCAGGCAGUUCGACAGUUAUCCAGAAUGAAAUUUUCGAAGUUAUAAUGCAGUUACUAGGAACUCCAGCAGGAUCUAAAGAUUUUCUUGGACAUAAAAUCCGUGGUUUGUAUACCACGUGGAUACAAUUACCUAAAGAACAUCGCGAAGGAUUAGAUAAACGCCUUCGAGACGGUCUGCAACCUUUCCAAUUAUCUUCUUACGAAAGUUGGACCGCGGCCUUUGCCACGUGGGAAAAUCUCCAAAGUGCCUCUUCGACUGAUAACCAAUCAUCGAAAUGGAAAAAUGAUUUUUCCUUGAUUGAGGUGUCCGAGAAAUGUGAAGCUGAAUUACUUAACUUGAUUAGUAUCAUACAAAUAUUUAUGUCGGUAUAUUGUAAAUUUGAAAUGAGAGAAAAAUGAAUUGCAUUUAAAAUCUA
This is a messenger RNA of Centruroides sculpturatus (bark scorpion), 546 nucleotides long. RefSeq lists its product as uncharacterized. The coding region runs from base 113 to 529 and encodes 138 amino acids. The record is from RefSeq and is a predicted model, not a curated record. NCBI's taxonomy places the organism in Eukaryota, Metazoa, Arthropoda, Arachnida, Scorpiones, Buthidae. The transcript has 2 exons.